GUCUACAUGCACAGCUUCCCUGUCUACAAAUAUGGAUAAGUGCUUUCACUGAAUUGCACACUACUCCAUAUUAUCCAAAGUUACUUCUUGUUUGAGAGAAAACACAGAACAUGAAGCCAUUAAUAAGAAUGAGUUUGUGGUCUUAUUCAAUGGCCCUUUUGGCAGCAAUAUUGUUCUUUAUGGUGACUACAACAGAAUGCAAAAAAUCAUGUGGAUUUAAGGCUAUCUUUAACUUUGGAGAUUCAAAUACAGAUACUGGUGGUUUUUGGGCAGCUUUCCCAGCUCAGGGUCCUCCCCAUGGAAUGACUUAUUUCAAGAAACCAGUUGGAAGGGCAACUGAUGGCAGAGUCAUCCUUGAUUUUCUAGCUCAAGGAUUAGGUUUGCCAUUUUUGAGUCCAUAUCUGCAAUCAAUUGGAUCUGAUUACAGACAUGGUGCUAAUUUUGCAACAUUGGCAUCCACAGUGCGCUUGCCACAAACUUCUUUAUUUGUUACUGGGGUUAGCCCUUUUUCUCUUGAGAUUCAGCUUCGACAAAUGAAAGAAUUUAAGGUUAAAGUCGAUGAACAUGGCCAUAAAGGGAAAAGUAAUCUGCCUUCGCCAGACAUAUUUGGGAAGUCACUAUAUACAUUCUACAUAGGCCAAAAUGACUUCACUGGAAAUUUGGCAAGAAUAGGAAUAAGUGGAGUGAAAGAGUAUCUACCUCAAGUGGUUUCCCAAAUAGCCAGCACCAUCAAGGAGAUAUAUGCAUUAGGUGGGAGAACAUUUUGGGUGCUAAAUUUAGCACCAAUUGGAUGUUACCCUGCAUUUCUGGUGGAGCUGCCACAUAAAACUUCUGAUAUUGACCAGUUUGGUUGUUUAAUAUCAUACAAUAAUGCAGUGGUGGAUUAUAACAACAUGCUCAAAGCAGCAUUGGCAAAAACAAGAAAAGAAAUUGCUGAUGCAAAUGUGGUAUACGUGGACACUCAUGCUGUACUCUUGGACCUCUUCCAACACCCUACUUCUCAUGGGCUAAAAUAUGGAACCAAAGCAUGUUGUGGAUAUGGUGGUGGUGCUUACAAUUUUAACCAGCAAAUAUUCUGUGGAAAUACCAAACAAAUAAAUGGAACUAUAGUGACAGCCAAUGCCUGUGAAGAUCCACAAAAUUAUGUAAGCUGGGAUGGAAUACAUGCCACGGAUGCAGGAAACAAACUAUCUGCAUAUGCCAUUUUAAAUGGUUCUUAUUUUGAUCCUCCUUUCCCACUUCAACACAUUUGUGAUGUCCAGCCUAUAGAUUGACACUGUUGUUUCUUGUGUUUAGCAGUAAUAUACCAUAACUCGUGAGUCAUUUAAUAGCAAAAUGAAUGAACCUUAAAUUUUCUUGAUGCUUUGAUUAUUUAUUUAUUAAUAAUAUCAUAAUGGUGGUGUCUUCAUCA
Molecule: messenger RNA, 1411 nt
Organism: Nicotiana attenuata
Lineage: Eukaryota; Viridiplantae; Streptophyta; Magnoliopsida; Solanales; Solanaceae
Product: GDSL esterase/lipase At4g01130-like
Exons: 5
Coding region: 111-1274 (387 amino acids)
Molecular function (GO): hydrolase activity, acting on ester bonds
Source: RefSeq, a predicted model, not a curated record